ACCACGAACUCAUUUUAUCUGCUUUAUGGGGAAAGCUUGCGUCAGACAUUUUGGAUCCCAAUUGGGACGCUGACGCUGCGUUAGAAGAGGUCCAAAAAUUGAGAGAAACAAUUGAUCAAAAGAACUUUGCAUCUCCCCUGCACCAACUCCAACAACGCACUUGGUUUAUUCAUUGGUCGAUUUUCGUGUUUUUUAACCAUUCAAAAGGACGCGAUAGUAUCAUCGAUGUCUUUUUCAGUCCUUCUUAUAUUAAUACCAUUCAAACAUCAUGCCCGUGGAUUCUCAGAUAUCUCACUACUGCUGUGGUAAUCAACAAGCGUCGGAAAAAUAUUUUAAAAGAUUUGAUUAAAAUCAUUCAACAAGAAAGCUAUGAAUAUAGAGAUCCAAUUACUGAAUUUAUCGAAAGCCUUUAUGUCAAGUUCGAUUUUGAAGGCGCGCAGCAUAAGUUAAAAGAAUGUGAGGAAGUACUUUCAAACGAUUUUUUCCUUGUAGCAACAAAGGUGGAAUUUAUUGAAAAUGCUCGGUACUUGAUAUCAGAAACUUAUUGUCGGAUUCACUUGAAGAUUGAUAUAAGUGGUUUGUCUCAAACGUUGAACUUGGGUCAAGAGGAAGGUGAAAAAUGGAUUGUCAAUUUGAUUCGUGAUACACGGGUUGACGCAAAAAUUGACUUUAAAGAGGUGUUAUCUUCUGCAAUUGAGAAACGUGAAGCCCAUCAAUCUUCUAAUAUCGUCGAGACCAUU
Molecule: messenger RNA, 740 nt
Organism: Acaulospora colombiana
Lineage: Eukaryota; Fungi; Glomeromycota; Glomeromycetes; Diversisporales; Acaulosporaceae
Source: the annotation of a GenBank genome assembly